Messenger RNA from Melampsora larici-populina 98AG31, 978 nucleotides. RefSeq lists its product as uncharacterized. The transcript has 6 exons. The coding region runs from base 1 to 978 and encodes 325 amino acids. The record is from RefSeq and is a predicted model, not a curated record. Lineage: Eukaryota; Fungi; Basidiomycota; Pucciniomycetes; Pucciniales; Melampsoraceae. Gene Ontology annotation, molecular function: copper ion binding.
AUGGGAAAGGUAUUCAUAGAAGUCUGUGUAGAUAGCUUGGACAGUGCAAGAUGUGCUAUUGAAAAUGGAGCAGAUCGAUUAGAGAUAUGUGGUAAUCUGAGUAUAGGAGGAGGAGUAAGUCCAAGUAUUGGACUUAUAAGUGUGAUUAUUGAUCGUUUUCCUUUAAUUCCAAUCAUGGUCAUGAUUCGACCUAGAAUUGGAUCGUUUGUUUAUAUUGAAGAUGAAAUCCAAACCAUGUUAACUGAAAUUAAAGAACUUAGAGAUCUCAUUGCACGAAGAAGACAAGUCAAGAAUGAAGAUCAAAGGGAUACUACUGAAAUAGAAGGUGUUGUAGGAAUAGUAAUAGGGGCUUUGAAAUCAGAUGGAAGGGUGGAUGUGAUAACGAUGAAAAGAUUGAUCGAAGUAGCAAAUGAUGAAAUGCCAAUCACUUUCCAUCGAGCAUUCGAUAUGGUAAUCGAUCAAUCUCAAGCUUAUGAAAAUAUCCUGAGUCUAGGAGGUCGAGUCACUAGAAUUUUGACAAGUGCGGGAUCCAAAAGUUAUAAUGAACCAGAUUCUAUCAAAAAUUUAAAGAAUUUAACAACAAUUCAAAUAAAUUCAAUGAAAAAAACUAUCAAUCAAAAACACCCAAUGAUCAUGCCAGGAUCAGGUAUAAGUCCUCAAAUCCUUCCCGAGCUUCUAGAUAUCUUAAUACCAGUCUGGAAUCAGAAACAAGUUCAAGAGAAAUCCUUAAAAAAGGAACAUGACAAAUUGGAUACAAGUUUAGGUGAUGUUCAUCUUUCAGGUGGAAGUUGGUAUGUUCCUGUAUCAAAGGAAGAUGGUUUUGUACAAUCAAUGGCUAGGAAAGAUGGUAUGGGGUUUGGGUUAGUAGAUCGUUCGGGUGAGAAUGAAGAAGCUAAAAGUUGGGGUAGAUGGAAAGUUAUUGGAGAUAAGGUUUCUUCUGUUAGGAAAACUUUGGAUCAAUACUUGGAAGGACUAUAA